UUUGCCAAUUUCGCACACACUCACACACACACACUCGCAUACGCAACUUAACUGCUUUAAAACGUAAUAUACCCACCGUUUGGAAAAUGAAAGUGAUGCGCAUACGACAUGCCAAGCUCAUUGUGGGCCUUGUAGUCAUUGCUAAUUUAAUAUUAUUCUACUAUUCAUGGAAAUCGACCAUUUGGAAGAGUCUCACAUCAACACUGAUGCCCAACGAUGGCGGUGACCGCACAGCAUCAGCUGAUAAUGAGCUGACAGGCGGCGCCACAUCUGGGCGCGGCGGUGUCGGCGGUAAAUCACCGCGUGAUAAGCUAAAGAAUGCCAACAAGCAUAUACGUAAAUCCAUAACGGUGGUAUUUCGUAGCUUUUAUAAUUUCGAAAAUGAUCUCAAAGCAUCCAUUGACAAUCUGCUCGACAUUGUACCGAACUUAUCCAUCUUAGUGCUGCUCGAGGGUGCACCCUAUCCACCAGUCUUAUAUGAGCGUAACAUAACCGCCACCAGUGGCGAGGAGAAUACGGUACGUUUUCUCAAUCUCGGUUUCGAUGUACAAAAAACGCCAGAACAAUUGAAUGCGCUCGCAGCGAUACAUACCAAAUAUGUGCUAUUCCUGCCGGAUAGUGUGCGUUUGACGAGCAAGAAUUUGCUACAGAAAAUUUUACGUGAAAUUAAUUCAGCAGUGCCAUUGGGUGCUGGCAUUGCCGCAAGAGUGCCACUUAAAGCGGCGGACGUCAAACACAUGCAGGAGGCACGUGCUUUGUUGCCACCUGUGGGACCAGAGGAGACGGUCAAACGUCUGAUAAUAGUGCCAUUCGCUGGUAAUAUGAAAUCGUUUAGUAGUUGUACACAAAUCAAUUUAGAUCUACCCAAUUGGACGAUACAAUAUGUGGCGGCUAAUAGUAGCGACAAGUGUGAUUUGUAUAUACAAAAACAUGCCAUACUCGUAGAUGUGGGCGUACUCAAGGAGCUGCCAGAUCCUUUUGCCUCGCCAUUUCCCGAAAUGUUUUACAUACAAGCGAAGUUGGCUGGCAUUUCGAAAACUGUUUUUCCCCAAGCAUUUCAAGAUGGUCGUCGACUCUUCGCUUCGUAUCAUACAAAGCAACGUCGCACCGAGAUCCGUCGUCGCCAGUUUAGAGAAUUAUAUAAAAAACUACAAAUUAAACGCAUCAUACGACGCUCGCAUAAAGUUAUCACGAAGAGUGAUACGAAAGAUGGCACCGGCGGCAGUAGUUCGCAUCACAAUCUCGUACUCGAUACACAAUUCUCGUCGUCGAAUUUCAGUCUACCGUUGGUAACAGAAAUCGAUUUAAUCGGUUGUGAACGCACGACCAAAUCUUGUGUCGGCACUGUCUACAAUAAUCGGCCCUUCUACAUUUACUUGGACAAACAUACGCCACCCUGUUGCCUUGACAAAUUGAAAUCGACCUUCAAUCAUGUACUCGAAGAAUUCGAAAAUGUCGGCAUACGUUAUUGGUUGGAUAAUCAGGCAUUGAGAACGGCAAUAGAAACGAAUCGUUUACAUCCGGAUGCUUAUGAAAUUGAUAUUAGUUUCAAUGUAAACGAUUUGGAGCGUUCGAAUGCAAUGAAGAAAUCUCAAAAUAAACCAUAUGUCGAUAAUGAAGGCUUCUAUUGGAUUAAAGCGACUGAUGGUCAUUAUUUUAAAGUGCAAUUUUCGAAAAUCAAUCAAAUUGGCGUAAAUUUGUUACCAUUCGAAAUUAACGGUAAUGAGGUGAGACCAAGCGGAUUUUUCGGUUGGAAAGCAAAAGAAUUUUCCGCAGACUAUCUGCAUCCAAUGUCCACGGUACUCUUUUUGGGUAAAAAUGUGAUGUGUCCGAAUAAUGUGCGAGAGUUUUUGGAUUUCAAAAAUGUGUAAUUCGAUAGUUUAAAUGCUAUUAAGAAAGCAAAGGAGCUUUUUAAAUACAAUUCAAAAAAGGAAUAAAAAAACUAAGAAUUUUCCGCGCAAUGAAGAAUCGCAAAACCAAAAGGAACAAACUCAGUGGGAUCGAAAUAAUGUGAUAUUAUUUUCGAAAAGCUGAAAGUGAGGUUAGAUCUGAAUGAGAAGUUAGUAAAUUAAAUAGGGAUUUAACAUUAAACUUAUUCGCUGUGCAAAGUAUUUAAAUAUAUACAAAAAUCAAUCAAAUAUAUUGAUUAAGGUACUAAGAUGCUAUGAAAUAUACAUAUAAAUAUGUAUGUAUGUAUUGGCUUAACAGAAAUGGUUAAUUCCCUGCAAAUAAAGCUCGGAGUUUAACAGUGAACAAAAGAAAAGGAAGGACAGUUUACAAAUAGCCAGAAAUUUAGUUAAUGGAAUUGUAUAUAUAUAUAGUAUAUGGGUACAAAUGUAUGUUUAUGUAUCCCUAGUAACAAAAACAUGUAAAAAUGUUAAAAUUCGAUGAACACCUACAUAUUAAAACACACUCACACAUUCAAAAAAUACAGGCCAAAUUAGAAAUUUAUACCAUGCUAAGUAGGAAAUUUGCUACAUAUAGUAGACUGCAUUAAGAAUAUUUCAUAUAAAAAUUAAUAAAAACAUUAAUAACUUCAUUAGAAAUGUACAGAAGCAAACAUACAAACAUAAGUUGUUUAUAUUUUUGCU
Ceratitis capitata (Mediterranean fruit fly) is the source of this 2591-nucleotide messenger RNA. Its product is annotated as fukutin-related protein. The record is from RefSeq and is a predicted model, not a curated record. Bases 87 to 1871 code for a protein of 594 amino acids. NCBI's taxonomy places the organism in Eukaryota, Metazoa, Arthropoda, Insecta, Diptera, Tephritidae. Gene Ontology annotation, cellular component: Golgi apparatus. The transcript is spliced from 3 exons. Gene Ontology annotation, biological process: protein O-linked glycosylation via mannose.